UCUCAACCACGCGGUCGCUAGAUAACAACACAGCCUUUUAUAGUGUAAACUUGUAAAUCUUUUGGUGAUCAGAUCAUGUCUUUUCGUGGCCGAGGAGGGGGCCGUGGUGGUGGCGGUCGAGGUGGCCGUGGCGGUUUUCGAGGCGGAGGUCGUGGCGGUGGAAGGGGAGGUUUUCAGCAGAGAGAUUUUGGGCCUCCCGAUUAUGUUACAGAGCUUGGACAUGUGCUCCACACUUGUGAAGGAGAUUUAGUUUGUAAAUGUACAAAUGAGAAGAUUCCAUACUUUAAUGCUCCAGUUUACUUAGAAAACAAGUCACAGAUCGGCAAAGUAGAUGACAUAUUUGGUCCAAUGACAGAAUUUUAUUUCUCAGUGAAGGUUAACACAGAUAUGAAAGCUUCCUCAUUUAAAAAAGAUCAAAAGUUCUUUAUCGAUCCUAUGAAACUGCUACCUCUUGCCAGAUUUCUCCCUAAACCUCCUGGCCAGAAAGGACCCCCAGGUGGUGUUGGAGGUAGAGGAAGAGGAGGCAGAGGAGGUCGAGGUGGUGGACGUGGUAGAGGAGGUGGUGGUGGCUUUCGCGGAGGUGGCAGAGGUGGUGGAAGAGGUGGAGGAAGAGGUGGAGGAGGACGAGGUUUCAGGGGUGGUGGUGGAGGUUUUAGAGGUCGUGGAAGAUGAAGAGGAAACAAAGAAUUGUGAAGUACUUUGGCACAGUUUAAUUUAUCAAAUGUAUAUAUCUGUUUGGGUAUCAUUAUCCAGAAUCCAUAUUACAGUUUGAGACCCCUGUGCAGAUACAUCUUAACUUGAACACUGAAAAUUACUAUCGUUCAUCUUCCUUGUUGUUGUGUCUUCCGUAUGCUGUCAUUACACUUGGUUAUGUCAUAGGAUAAUUUUUAUCUAAUUUUUUAAAUGAACAGUUAGGUGGCUGCUACAUCAGUACAAGAAGUUGUGAUCAGCUUUAUACUGAACAACAAAUACAAAUCAUUUUGUGCAUUGCAAUAUAUCUGCAUCUCACGUUUUUUAGGCGGUCAUAAAAAAAAAC
Messenger RNA from Pocillopora verrucosa, 1036 nucleotides. RefSeq names its product H/ACA ribonucleoprotein complex subunit 1-like. Gene Ontology annotation, cellular component: box H/ACA snoRNP complex. NCBI's taxonomy places the organism in Eukaryota, Metazoa, Cnidaria, Anthozoa, Scleractinia, Pocilloporidae. Gene Ontology annotation, molecular function: box H/ACA snoRNA binding. The record is from RefSeq and is a predicted model, not a curated record. Gene Ontology annotation, biological process: ribosome biogenesis; snoRNA guided rRNA pseudouridine synthesis.